AUGAACUUCUGGGCGGCCCUCGUUGAUUUCCAGCUAGUCCUCUCUAUUCUGACAAUUAUUUACUACCUUUACGUCAUAGUUCUCAUGCUCACCUCCAAAUCUGUAGUGUUUCAAUCGGCAUUUUUCACAAUCUUCAUCUUUACCGGCAUUUUCGAUAUAAUGGGAAUACUGGCAAUCGAAUGGGUAAGAGCCGAUGGCAGAAUUGGCUUCGGACCUCAAUUUGAAAUAGUGACUCGUAUAGCGGGUGCUUUGACUGGCACCAACUUCUUCACCCACAUCAUUGGAUGUUUCAUGAUGACUGCAAAUCGAUACACAGCUGCAUGUCAUCCUGAGAAGUACGAC
Molecule: messenger RNA, 342 nt
Organism: Ostertagia ostertagi
Lineage: Eukaryota; Metazoa; Nematoda; Chromadorea; Rhabditida; Trichostrongylidae
Source: the annotation of a GenBank genome assembly